Messenger RNA from Trypanosoma cruzi, 1236 nucleotides. RefSeq lists its product as uncharacterized. The record is from RefSeq and is a predicted model, not a curated record. The transcript has a single exon. Gene Ontology annotation, molecular function: S-adenosylmethionine-dependent methyltransferase activity. Lineage: Eukaryota; Euglenozoa; Kinetoplastea; Trypanosomatida; Trypanosomatidae. The coding region runs from base 1 to 1236 and encodes 411 amino acids.
AUGUUUGGCCGAAUUGUGUUUUUUACGUCGUGUGCCACAAUUUUUUCAGGAACAGCGUAUGUUGUUGGUAUCGCUCUCAGCCCUCCUCCUUCCUACACAGUGGGCAACCGGCAACGUCUUGAACGCUACGACGCUCUAUCGCACGAAAAUGCUUACGAAAAAAAGACGCGUGGACAGGAGUUUUAUCUUGGUAUUAGCCGCUGGCGUCGUCGGAUUUUGCGGGAUGAGGGUUUAGUACAUGGUCGUGUCCUAGAGGUUGGAGCAGGUUGUGGAGGUAAUUUGAAUUACUACGAAUCACUACUACAUUCGCCGUCAACCGCACCGUCGAAGGAUGUCAAUGAGGAGAGAAAAUCAGUGGAGUUUAGUCACACACCGUUGCUGGAGAUAGUGAUGAGCGAUCGAUCUCCAGGCAUGGUAGAGUCGACUGCCAGACGAAUCCAGCAACGAUACGGCUAUUGUCCCUAUCGGUAUCCUGACUACGAUGUUGUUGGCAUUCUUGAUGCAGUGAAAAAGAAUUAUGCGAUGAUAAAAAGAAGCGACUGUGGAUCUUCUUUGGCACAGAAAGAUGAUGAACAGCGGUCAAUUCCAGGAGAGGGUGUUAUCAAGCGUAAGAUUCUUCACGGUGAUGGUACUGUGAAGGAGGUAUUGACCACACCACUAAACGAUAGUGGAUAUACUUUAGCUGAUGGUUCAGUGGCGCCAAUUCUACAGGGUUCUCUUCCUGGUAAUAUGCUGCCCCUUUUGAAUCGGGACGGCCAGGCGGAACUAAGGCGGCGGGAGUCCGAAAAAGGGACCAAGGGACAUCUAACGGAAGUAAAAGAAAAGAAUGAACCAAUUUUUGCAGUGGCAAAUUACGCGGCAGAACAACUGCCUUUUUCAGACAACAGCUUUGACGCUGUUGUAGAUAUGUUUGGUCUCUGCAGCUUUGACGAUCCAGUGCGCGCCCUUCGUGAGAUGUCGCGGGUAUGUAAACCAGGUGGGAAUCUUCUUCUUCUUGAACAUGGCAAAGGACGGUGGUCACGCAUUAACGAUCACCUUGAUAAAUGGGCACCCCGACACGCGAAAAAAUGGGGAUGCUGGUGGAAUCGUGAUAUUAGACGGUAUUUACGUCUUGCAGGCCUCACCGUUGUUAAGAUGGAGGAAAGGCACUUUGGGACGUCGUUGUACAUUGUAGCGAGGCCGUUCAAGACAUUGAAUGAAUGGGAGGCGCACCAUGCCAAAACUAUGAACGUUUGA